CUAGCUGUAGCGUGGCCCUUUCUCCUUCCUUUAAAAGGGAGCCUGAAAAGACAGAGGCAGCAGCAGCAAGAGUCCACAAUGGCCAACCAAAGGAGCGCGAUUGCUCAAUAUUUUGAUGGGAUUCUUGCUGCCAGUAAAGAGAAGGAGAAUGAUGAACUGCUGAUGACUUUCAAAGGAGUGCUGUAUCCUGGAGGCCUUUGCAGUCCUGAGACCUUUGAAGCGCUGGAAGCCCUGGAAGCCAGAAAGGAUGAUGUGCUCAUAGUUGCUUAUCCAAAAUGUGGCACUAACUGGAUGCUACAUAUUCUGAAUGAAAUGGUAGCUGCUACUCAGGACAACAAGGAUUUACCACCACUACCUGGCCGCUUCCAAAUGCUUGAAUUUGGACCCCCAGAAAAAGUUCAUAACUUAAAAAACGAUCCCUCGCCACGUGUUUUUGUUACUCACCUCCUUCAUGAUAACCUCCCCAAGUCUUUCUUUGAGAAAAAGACAAAAAUACUGGUGGUAUUUCGGAAUCCCAAAGAUGCAGCUGUAUCCUACUUCCAUUUCUACAACAAGAAUCCUCUGCUUCCAAAUAUCACCUCAUGGGAUGAAUUCUUUCAGAAGUUCAUGAGUGGUGAAGUUUGUUUCAAGUCCUAUUUCGACCAUGCUCUUGUUUGGGACAAACACAUAGAUGAUGAAAAUAUUAAGAUCAUCACAUUUGAAGACAUGAAAGAAAACCUUUAUGAAGGAGUGAAACAAAUAGCUGAGUUUUAUGAGUUUUCCUUGCCUGAUGAGACAAUUCAGUCUAUUACAGAGAAAGCCACAUUUCAAGAAAUGAGCAACAAAUCCAGUGAAACCCAUGGUUCAUUUGCUCCAGUCCUUUUCAGGAAAGGUGCAGUGGGUGACUGGAAGACAUUGUUCACUGAAGCUCAGAGCAAGGAAAUGGAUGCAAAAUUUGAAGAGUGUUUAGCAGGGACUAAACUGGGUGCUAUGCUGAAAUAUGAUAAACACUGCACAUUUUAAAUUUUGCAACAUCAACAGUGCCAUCCUUACAAUGUAAGUCUGCUCAGAAUGGCACCGCAAAAGCAUGGUAUCAUGCUUAUUAGUAAUCCAUUUUCUAAAUGAGAAUACAGUAAUUAAAAUGGUACAGAUGUCUACACACAGAAAAAAUUAACACACACACACAGACACUUUUUUGUUUCAAAGUCAUGAAUCUAAAUUAUUAAUACUUUAAAUGGGAGGAAUUUAGAGGUUCACAUGUAUGUGUUAUGAAAAAAUUCCAGAGCAGCAUUUCCUGGAUUUUGUUCUUUGUGUGUCCAUGUCCUACUGUAAAGAUACAAAACUAAUUUUAACCUCUACAAAUGCUACUUUUCCAUCUUGCUGUACAUUCUGCUGAACUAGUUUUUUAAAAUAAUUUUUAUUUUAUUUUCAACAACAAUAAUAAAACAGUAAUUCAAUCAAGAAUAACAGAGUACGCAACAACAAUAUAACAAAAAUAAACUCACAACUUAUAUGAACAGUAAUAUAUAAGAGGUGCAAAGCUUAGGAAAAGUCAAUGCAUGUAGAUACCAUAUACCAUAUGUCCUUAGGAGAACAUGUAAUUGUGAUACUGUUUAUUAAAAAAAAUAUUAC
Gekko japonicus is the source of this 1611-nucleotide messenger RNA. RefSeq names its product sulfotransferase 6B1-like. Gene Ontology annotation, molecular function: sulfotransferase activity. NCBI's taxonomy places the organism in Eukaryota, Metazoa, Chordata, Lepidosauria, Squamata, Gekkonidae. The record is from RefSeq and is a predicted model, not a curated record. Gene Ontology annotation, biological process: sulfation. Gene Ontology annotation, cellular component: cytoplasm. The coding region runs from base 79 to 1002 and encodes 307 amino acids. The transcript has 7 exons.